Molecule: messenger RNA, 186 nt
Organism: Cicer arietinum (chickpea)
Lineage: Eukaryota; Viridiplantae; Streptophyta; Magnoliopsida; Fabales; Fabaceae
Source: the annotation of a RefSeq genome assembly
AUGCUUAAUAUCUUUAGCUCGGUCUGUAUUUGUAUUGAUUCUGCCCUUUAUUCAAGUAGUUUUUUAUUGGCAAAAUUACCUGAAGCCUACGCUUUUUUGAAUCCAAUUGUAGAUUUUAUGCCAGUAAUACCCUUACUAUUUUUUCUAUUAGCUUUUGUUUGGCAAGCUGCUGUAAGUUUUCGAUAA